UUUCGUAUUUAAAAAGCAACUAUGAAAUGUUCUUUCUCCUUAGUCGUCAUGAAUGGAUCAUUUCCACUGUCUAUACAUUAUACACUGUCUUUUCCAUCUAUACGACAUCAAAACUUUCUCUGUCACGCGGCUAAUUUUUUUCUUCCAGUUUACACUUUCCACUCCUUUGAAAAUUUCCACUUUCACGCCUUCACAAUCAACCCUUUACAUUUUUCUCGUUCACUUUUGUAUCCAUAUAAGGUUUGAUUCAUUGAUGCGAAUCAAUCACCUUCUUCUUCUUCAAAUUUCCACUGAUUUUUCUUUCCAUGUUCACAUGCUGGCUUUAGGCUAUUGUGGGGUUGGUGCAGAAAACCGAAUGUGAUUUUGGGCUUCACUUGCUUCUUGCUUCUUACAAGUCACAGACAGGAAGUAGCAAGUGCAAGAUGGGAAACAAUUGUGUCGGGUCAAAAAUCUCGGAUUAUACACUGUUUUGCUGUGUUUUUUCCAGUUCAUUGGUGUGGCCUCAUCAUCAUCAUCAUCAAACGGUGGUCACAGAAAUUUCUGAUCCAACUUCACUUGUGACUAAAACUAAAGACACAAAUACUCCAGAGAAUGUUCAGGAAAAGCCUCCACGAGUGGUGAAAAUUAACAAAGAGAUUAUUAACAUGCCUUCGGAGCCUGCAAUUAAAAAAAUACCCCGUAAAGUCAAGAGGGUAGCAAUAGGGCUUCGAGAAGAAUCAAUUUUGAAGAGAAAAAGUGGUCACUUUAAGGAGUACUAUAAUUUGGGAGAAGAGCUUGGAAAGGGACAAUAUGGAACAACAUUCCUGUGUACUGAGAAAGCAACUGGGAAAAAGUAUGCUUGCAAGUCCAUUCCAAAAGUGAAACUGCUGAUAGAUGAAGACGUGGAAGAUGUGAGGAGGGAGAUUGAGAUAAUGCAUCACUUGGAGGGGUGUCCCAAUGUGAUAUCGAUUAAAGGGGCUUUUGAGGAUGGUGUUGCAGUUCAUGUUGUGAUGGAGUUAUGUGAAGGGGGUGAACUUUUUGAUAGGAUUGUGGAAAGGGGGCAUUACACAGAGAGAAAAGCAGCUGAACUUGCAAGGACUAUAGUUACUAUUAUAGAAGGUUGCCACUCCCUCGGGGUGAUGCAUCGUGAUCUUAAACCUGAGAAUUUUCUUUUUGUUGAUGGGAAUGAAGAGUCCACACUUAAAGCCAUAGAUUUUGGAAUGUCUGUUUUCUUCAAACCAGAGGAAACUUUUAGGGAGGUGGUUGGAAGUCCUUAUUAUAUCGCACCUGAAGUUCUACGAAGGCAUUAUGGUCCAGAAGCUGAUGUGUGGAGUGCAGGUGUAAUCAUAUACAUUCUUUUAUGUGGAAAACCUCCAUUUUGGGGUGAAUCUGAGCAAGAGAUAUUUGAAGAAGUUUUGCAUGGUGAUCUUGAUUUUACUUCAGAUCCUUGGCCGAAUAUCUCUGGAAGUGCUAGAGACUUGGUCAGGAAGAUGCUUGUUAGAGAUCCUAGAAAACGGAUAACAGCACAUGAAGUUCUUCGUCACCCUUGGAUUCAAGUCGAUGGAGUUGCUCCGGACAAGCUUCUUGAUUCUGCGGUUUUGAGUCGCCUGAAGCAGUUUUCUGUAAUGAACAAGCUAAAGAAAAUGGCUCUUAGAGUUAUUGCAGAGAACCUCUCAGAAGAAGAAAUUUCUGAACUGAAAGUAGCGUUUAAGAUGAUAGACACAGACAACAGUGGUCAAAUUACUUUAGAAAAGCUCAAGGCUGGAUUAAAAAUGCUUGGUAAUAAUCUCAGUGAACCAGAAAUUUUGGACCUAAUGCAAGCUGCAGAUGUUGAUAACAGUGGCACAAUUGACUAUAGAGAAUUCAUAGCUGCAACAUUGCAUUUAAACAAAGUUCACAGAGAAGAUCAUUUAGUUGCAGCUUUUUCAUUUUUUGAUAGAAGUGGAAGCGGCUACAUCACUCAAGAUGAGCUUCAAAAAGCCUGUGAAGAAUUUGGUAUUGAGAAUGUAUGCUUUGAGGAAAUGAUCCAAGAAGCUGAUCAGAAUAACGAUGGCCGAAUAGACUACGAUGAAUUCGUGGCUAUGAUGCUGAAAGGCAAUGCAGAUUUAGGUAUAAACAGGAUAAAGGGUGGCACUGAUUUUAGCAUUGGAUUUAGGGAGGCACUAUCAGUGUGUUGAGAAAAACUGGAAAUUUAUGAUUUUUCUCCCACUUUAUGGUGAAAUUAACUUCUUUUGAAAAGCUUAGUGAGGGGCUAUUUUACUGUAAAAAUGUUUAUGACUUAGUUUCGUUUUUCCAUGUUUGUAUUUGUAAGCUAUGGAGGAAAACAUUAACUUGGCAAU
Messenger RNA from Vigna umbellata (rice bean), 2318 nucleotides. RefSeq names its product calcium-dependent protein kinase 26-like. Gene Ontology annotation, biological process: protein phosphorylation. Gene Ontology annotation, molecular function: calcium ion binding; ATP binding; protein kinase activity. The record is from RefSeq and is a predicted model, not a curated record. NCBI's taxonomy places the organism in Eukaryota, Viridiplantae, Streptophyta, Magnoliopsida, Fabales, Fabaceae.